AUGACCCUAUUCACGCACGCUGAUGGCGCCGAAUCAAGCGCCGAAUCAUUUAACACGGCGAGCUUGACGCCAAACGGCGCGUUCACGCCCGCCACCGAACUUGAAGGAGAUGUAUCCACCAGAAUAUGGCUCGAGUUGGCAAGGGCCGUAAGAACCAAUCAUACGCACGACCCUACGCCUGGCGACACCGUCAUCAUCGUCGACAAAACCUUCGCCCGAGUCUUGGCCUGCCAUCCAGGGGGUCAUCUGAUCCUUGACGACAUCACUGAGGUUCCGUAA
This is a messenger RNA of Akanthomyces muscarius, 279 nucleotides long. RefSeq lists its product as uncharacterized. Bases 1 to 279 code for a protein of 92 amino acids. The transcript is spliced from 2 exons. The record is from RefSeq and is a predicted model, not a curated record. NCBI's taxonomy places the organism in Eukaryota, Fungi, Ascomycota, Sordariomycetes, Hypocreales, Cordycipitaceae.